AGCGAGGCGGCGGCCGGGGCCGGGGCUGGGGCAGCGGCGGCCGCGCCGGGCAUGGAGCUGGCAAGCCCGCGCUGAGGCGGGACGCGCCUGCUGGCCGCGAGCGAGAGGCUCUCCGGCGUCCGGCGCGCGGGCUCCCGGCCCGGGCCGGGCAAACUUUUCUUUCUCUUUUGCGCUAGCCAGAGGCGCCUUCUGCGGCGGGCGGACCGACUCCUCGGCGCGGCGGGGCCGGGGCAAACUGGACGCAGCAUGAUGCGCGCAGUGUGGGAGGCGCUGGCGGCGCUGGCGGCGGUGGCGUGCCUGGUGGGCGCGGUGCGCGGCGGGCCCGGGCUCAGCAUGUUCUCCGGCCAGGCGGCGCAGCCCGACCCCUGCUCGGACGAGAACGGCCACCCGCGCCGCUGCAUCCCCGACUUUGUCAACGCGGCCUUCGGCAAGGACGUGCGCGUGUCCAGCACCUGCGGCCGGCCCCCGGCGCGCUACUGCGUGGUGAGCGAGCGCGGCGAGGAGCGGCUGCGCUCCUGCCACCUCUGCAACGCGUCCGACCCCAAGAAGGCGCACCCGCCCGCCUUCCUCACGGAUCUCAACAACCCGCACAACCUGACGUGCUGGCAGUCCGAGAACUACCUGCAGUUCCCGCACAACGUCACGCUCACGCUGUCGCUCGGCAAGAAGUUCGAGGUGACCUACGUGAGCCUGCAGUUCUGCUCGCCGCGGCCCGAGUCCAUGGCCAUCUACAAGUCCAUGGACUACGGGCGCACGUGGGUGCCCUUCCAGUUCUACUCCACCCAGUGCCGCAAGAUGUACAACCGGCCGCACCGCGCGCCCAUCACCAAGCAGAACGAGCAGGAGGCCGUCUGCACCGACUCGCACACCGACAUGCGCCCGCUCUCGGGCGGCCUCAUCGCCUUCAGCACGCUGGACGGGCGGCCCUCGGCUCACGACUUCGACAACUCGCCGGUGCUGCAGGACUGGGUCACGGCCACGGACAUCCGCGUGGCCUUCAGCCGCCUGCACACGUUCGGUGACGAGAACGAGGACGACUCGGAGCUGGCGCGCGACUCCUACUUCUACGCCGUGUCCGACCUGCAGGUGGGCGGCCGCUGCAAGUGCAACGGCCACGCUGCCCGCUGCGUGCGCGACCGCGACGACAGCCUGGUGUGCGACUGCAGGCACAACACGGCCGGCCCGGAAUGCGACCGCUGCAAGCCGUUCCACUAUGACCGGCCCUGGCAGCGCGCCACGGCCCGCGAGGCCAACGAGUGCGUGGCCUGUAACUGUAACCUGCACGCCCGGCGCUGCCGCUUCAACAUGGAGCUCUACAAGCUGUCGGGACGCAAGAGCGGGGGCGUCUGCCUGAACUGCCGUCACAACACGGCCGGCCGCCACUGCCACUACUGCAAGGAGGGCUACUACCGCGACAUGGGCAAGCCCAUCACCCACCGCAAGGCCUGCAAAGCCUGCGAUUGCCACCCCGUGGGCGCGGCCGGCAAGACCUGCAAUCAGACGACGGGCCAGUGUCCCUGCAAGGACGGCGUGACCGGCAUCACAUGCAACCGCUGUGCCAAGGGCUACCAGCAGAGCCGCUCUCCCAUCGCCCCCUGCAUAAAGAUCCCUGUGGCACCACCAACCACGGCCGCCAGCAGCGUGGAGGAGCCGGAAGACUGUGAUUCCUACUGCAAGGCCUCCAAGGGGAAGCUGAAGAUUAACAUGAAAAAGUACUGCAGGAAGGACUAUGCGGUCCAGAUCCACAUCCUGAAGGCGGACAAGGCAGGGGACUGGUGGAAGUUCACGGUGAACAUCAUCUCCGUGUACAAGCAGGGCACGAGCCGCAUUCGCCGUGGUGACCAGAGCCUGUGGAUCCGCUCACGGGACAUCGCCUGCAAGUGUCCCAAAAUCAAGCCCCUCAAGAAGUACCUGCUGCUGGGCAACGCGGAGGACUCGCCCGACCAGAGCGGCAUCGUGGCGGACAAGAGCAGCCUGGUGAUCCAGUGGCGGGACACGUGGGCAAGGCGGCUGCGCAAGUUCCAGCAGCGCGAGAAGAAGGGCAAGUGCAAGAAGGCCUAGCGCGGUGGCCGAGGCGCCAGGCGGGCAGGCAGGGCGGGGCGUGGGGCCAAGCGGGCUUUCCCGGCGGUGGGGGGCGUGGGGA
Molecule: messenger RNA, 2143 nt
Organism: Lontra canadensis (Northern American river otter)
Lineage: Eukaryota; Metazoa; Chordata; Mammalia; Carnivora; Mustelidae
Gene: NTN1
Product: netrin 1
Exons: 7
Coding region: 247-2061 (604 amino acids)
Molecular function (GO): protein binding
Source: RefSeq, a predicted model, not a curated record